This is a messenger RNA of Helobdella robusta, 1017 nucleotides long. RefSeq lists its product as hypothetical. The coding region runs from base 1 to 1017 and encodes 338 amino acids. The transcript has 4 exons. The record is from RefSeq and is a predicted model, not a curated record. NCBI's taxonomy places the organism in Eukaryota, Metazoa, Annelida, Clitellata, Rhynchobdellida, Glossiphoniidae.
AUGUCAAAUAUAGAUGAUGUAUCAAAGGUAAAUUAUGAAAGGAAAAAGACAAAUAAGAAGGAUAAUGAUGAUCGACAGUGGGGGACGGUUGAAACUGGGCUUGAAGAAAGAGAAGAAGGACAGGAAAUAAGUGGUAGAAAAGAUUCAAUGGCAUCAUCAACAAAUUUUAAUGAUGCAUGCAUAACAAAUGGUUCUAAUAUGUACCCCCAUCUGCUACCUUCUUCUUCCCGGACACUUCCAUUUUCAUCUUCAUCCUUAAAAAAGAAGACUGAAAUGUUUUACAUUGAUGACUCAAAAUCCCUGACAAGUUUUAGCAAUCCUGGCUUUGAUUUGAGCCUCAGUUUAAAAGAAGAAGAUGACGUCAAAGCUGAUGACAUAAUUAAUAAUAAUGAUGAUAAUGAGGGUGAUAAUAAACGUCAGACUAUUAAGUAUGUGACAUCUUUUAAGAGCAGCGACAGAAAUAACAUGACUGAAUGUAGACGAAGUGUUAGAGAUGAUUGUUUAAAUACUGGUGAAAAAAGUAUCAACAACAAAAACGUAACAUUGACAGCCCCAAGGACAUUGACGACAACAAACUUUACAUCAGUGACGACAUUCACAACGACACCAGUAACAACAAAUAGGCCCUUCAUAUCAUGUAUCAAUCAUCAUCUCGAUUGUGGCUGUUCUUUCAAAAGCAAAAAAAAUAUUUGUAACAAUAAUAAUGGUAACGACAAUGAGGAUGGUAAAAACCACGACGAUAAUAAAGGAAUAGUGAACUUAUCCUUGUUAUUAAGCGAUGAUGUUGAUAAUGCUUCCAGACGGUCGUCAUCCUCUGUUGAAAGAAGCGGGGUAAGCAGUAUUUCAACAUUUCAAAGAAGUUACGAGCUAGAUAAAUCACUGGCCAAUGUUAUAGCGCUUCACAGAAGUUUUGAGUCAAGUCCGUACCCCAGACCGUUUUUAAGUAGAAUGCAAUCAAAUGAUGUUGGCUCUAUGGAGAAUAUUGACAUUGUUUUUCAACAGAGGACAGCUUUGUGA